AUGCUUAAGAGAGGAAAUGGCGAGGAUAACCCGAAAGAACUCGAAAGCAAUUCUGAUAGAAUGAGCAAAGAAGCGUCCAGAAGAGAAAGCUGGACCCAUUCUCAAGUACCAGACCUAUCUUUCCUUAGCAAUAACUUCUCCACGGAUUCUAUUGAUGCCAGCUCUUUACCAGAAACUAAGACCCACCUGGAAAUAUCUCAUUCAUCUCUACCGAGCUCGAGAUCGCCUGCUAAUCGAACUUUCCCAUUGGGCGAGUCCAACGCUGGGAUAGCUUCAGAUGGCAAUUUUGCUCAGAAUUCGAACCAGUACUUUUCUAACCAAGAUAAAAUGAAUGGUAGAUCUCCAGCUGUUCGGCCGAAGUCUGUCUUUCUCACUGGUAAUCUCAAUGCGACGAUACAGACCGACGAGACACGACGUAAUGGCCAGGCUAGUCUCAAGAGGCACUCGUUCCACUAUUCAUCAAAAAGUGGCUAUCCUGCUCAGAUUGUCGCUCUUGUGGUUAUAAUGACAUGGAUAACUUCCACGCUCUUUUAUGAUAGCAACACGAUUUCAGACAUGUUGUCGACCAAGGACGAAAAGCGCAGGAAGAAUCAGGAUGGUUUAGGAGGCUACCUCAACAACUUACAGGAAAGAGAAUCGCUGACGAAUGAAAGGAUAUUCAAAAUUGAGCCUCUCAAGGUAGAUGUGGAUGAGGCAUCUACGUUAUUUGUGGCAUCAACACUUUGUUAUGCUGGAUGGAAACUAGUGACAACUUUGGGAGGUAUUCUUUUGAUCUCCUUUCCUUACACAGAAUAUGACUACAGCGUUCUUAAGAGUUCAGUUACAGAACAGAUCAUGGGUCUUGAUAUAUUCAAACCAGCUUACAGUCUAAACCAUCUUUUUAUUACAAAAGUGAAUUAUCAGCUAUACAUUGCAGGCGUGAAGAUUACCAUGAAGGGAGGGAGCUCCGACGAUGAGUCGAGAAUGCUAUUUGAGGUUAGUCGUAUAUUUGACAAUGCUAUGAAAGCAUUUGAGAAGGACAGCAAGGUCGAAAUCACCAUUGACAUUGACAGAAUUUAG
Molecule: messenger RNA, 1059 nt
Organism: Candidozyma haemuli
Lineage: Eukaryota; Fungi; Ascomycota; Pichiomycetes; Serinales; Metschnikowiaceae
Product: Zn(2+) transporter
Exons: 4
Coding region: 1-1059 (352 amino acids)
Source: RefSeq, a predicted model, not a curated record